Molecule: messenger RNA, 946 nt
Organism: Daucus carota subsp. sativus
Lineage: Eukaryota; Viridiplantae; Streptophyta; Magnoliopsida; Apiales; Apiaceae
Product: peroxynitrite isomerase Rv2717c
Exons: 4
Coding region: 127-603 (158 amino acids)
Source: RefSeq, a predicted model, not a curated record
UGCGACUAAAAAAAUCACAAUCCACAAUUCCACAUAGCUGGAGUUGGGGAAACUACAAGGCGAUACACAAGUACACAACCACAGCGCUCCUGUAAUCUGGUGUGGUGGAUCAGAAAAACAAAGAAGAUGAGUCAACCAGGAGCAAUACAUCCAGCAGUAAAGCCACUCUCAUACUUACUAGGAACCUGGAGAGGUCAAGGCCAGGGUGGCUUCCCAACCAUCUCUUCUUUUAAUUAUACUGAGGAACUCAAUUUCUCUCACCCUGGUAACAAGCCUGUUAUAAUAUACACACAAAAGACAUGGAAAUCGAAUUCGGGAGAGCCGAUGCACGCGGAGAGUGGUUACUGGAGGCCCAAACCUGAUGGCUCCAUUGAAGUCGUCAUUGCACAGAGUACUGGUCUUGUAGAAGUCCUGAAAGGAACAUUUGAUGCAGAAGAGAAAGCGGUGAAGCUUAGGAGUGAACUCGUGGGCAAUGCUGCUAAGGUGAAGGAGAUUACUCGGACUUUUAAGCUGGUUGAUGAUGAACUCACCUAUGAAGUUGAAAUGGCAACUGGAUCUGUAAGCCUUCAGCCCCACUUGAAAGCCUCACUGAAGAAGCUGUGAAAUAAAACCAGUUACUUACCAAGUAUAAAAAUUGUUAAGUUGCUUAUGCUGCUCUAUCCAGUUUCAAGUUUUCCUUUUGCGGCUUCUUUUUCUGCAAAUGUUUUCCUAGCAAGUUGUGUUCGAGCUGUUAACUGACUGGGUGGCAUCACAGUAACAUUUGCCUAAAAGUUAUGUGGUAUUUGGGAAUUAGCAGAUCACAGUUCUUGAUGUUUCGAGUUAAAAAAUUCGUAGCUGGCAUUUAGUGCGUCGUUGCGCUGUGACCCUUGUAACACUAUACUUGUGUAUACUGUAUAUUUUUCAAUCCUUGAUCUAAUGCUCUCAUAACGUGGGAACUGGGAACAUC